Neohortaea acidophila is the source of this 1671-nucleotide messenger RNA. Its product is annotated as amidase signature domain-containing protein. The record is from RefSeq and is a predicted model, not a curated record. The transcript has 2 exons. NCBI's taxonomy places the organism in Eukaryota, Fungi, Ascomycota, Dothideomycetes, Mycosphaerellales, Teratosphaeriaceae. Bases 1 to 1671 code for a protein of 556 amino acids.
AUGUCGUCCAACUGGCAGAACCUCGCCAAGACCAAGGUCGACUCCGUCCUGAACCUCAUUCCCAAGGAAUGGCGCAUCGAAAAGGUGCCGUCGGUGGAGGAGCAGCCCGAUGUCACCGGAAAGUACAUCCACCAGUUCCUCUCGCACCAGGAAAUCGAAAUCACCGAGUCCGACGCCGUCAGCAUCGUCGCCCACACCAGCUCGGGCAAAUGGAAGAGUGUCGAUGUGGCAAAGGCCUUUUGCCAUCGUGCCGCCCUCGCUCACCAACUCGUCAACUGUCUGCACGAAAUCUUCUUUGAUCAGGCCAUUCAAUCCGCCGAGGCAUUGGACAAGUACUAUGCCCAGCACAAGGCGCCUAUCGGACCCCUUCACGGCCUGCCCGUCAGCUUGAAGGAUCAAUUCCACGUCAAGGAUGUUGAGACGCACAUGGGCUACAUUGGCUGGAUCGGCACUUUCCAGGGCCAGAAAGGCACCGGGCGAGAGCGCAAGUUCGAGAGCGAGAUGGUGCGCGAGCUGCGCAACCUCGGCGCCGUGCUGUACGUCAAGACCAGCGUCCCGCACACGCUGAUGAUGGGCGAGACCGUCAACAACAUCAUCGGCUACACCCAGAACCCCAAGAACCGCCACUUGUCGGCAGGCGGCAGCUCAGGUGGUGAAGGCGCGUUGAUCGGGUUGCGUGGAAGCCCUGUGGGAUUCGGCACUGACAUCGGUGGUUCCAUCCGUAUCCCAUCAGCUUUCAAUGGCCUGUUCGGCAUUCGACCGUCGACCGGCCGCCUUCCAUACCAGGGCAUGGCGAACACAAUCGAAGGACAAAACACCGUGCUCUCCGUCGUCGGGCCCUUGGCCACCACCCCGGACGCCCUGAAACUCGUCAUGCAAUCCCUCCUCAGCACCAAGCCCUGGUUCUACGACCCGCUCGUGCACGAGAUCCCCUGGCGCGCGCAGGAGGAGAACAUCUUCUCGCACCCCUUGUCCUUCGCCGUGGUCCGACACGACGGCAGAGUAGCGCCGACACCGCCCGUAGCGCGCGCGAUCGAGAAAGUCGUCAAGAUGCUCGAGAAGCGCGGGCACACCGUGAUCGAGUGGAAGCCGACGCCCAGCCAAGACGAAAUCAACGCCAUCUGCUUCAAAGCGUUCAUGUUCGACGGCGGCAAUGACUGCCGCGAUGCCUUGGACUUGGCCGACGAGCCGAUGGCAAAAUGCUGCUUGAUCCCCCCUCGCGGCCCGCAAGCCACUGCGAUGGAUAUCAACGCGGUGAACGUGGAGAAGCGCGAGGCGCAGAAGGCGUACAUGGACUACUGGAACUCGACGGCCGCGCUGACGGGCACGGGCAGGCCUGUAGAUGCCAUUAUCUCGCCUCUCGCGCCCUUCCCCGCGGCUCGACCGGAUGGAUACACGUACUACGGCUACUCCACGUGGGUCAACAUGCUCGACUACACCUCGGUCAUCGUGCCCGUCACGCACGCCGACAAGCACGUCGACAAAAAGGAUGCGAAUUUCAAGGCGGUCGACGAGGCCGACCAGCAGACGCAGAAUACUUACGACCCCGAACUUUACGAUGGGGCGCGCGUGAGCGUGCAGCUGACGGGCCGCCGCUUGCAAGAGGAAAAGAUGCUGGCGCUGGCCAAAUACGUCGGCGAGAACCUGCACGGGCGAGCGCAUGCCUUGUAG